AUGGAAAUAGGAGAAGGAAAAUGGCUUGUGAAAGGAGAAGAAAAAAGGACAUCAACAACAUUUACUAGUACUGACCUUCAUAUUUGGGAUUUGAGAACACAAAUAGUAGAAUUGGAAAUUGAAUUAGAUAAAAGAAAUAAUACUAGAAGAGAAUUAGAUGAAGAAGACUUUAAAGAUUUGAGGAGAGCAUUCAUUAGUAAAUUAGAACUAAUUAAAUAUACUGAGAAAUUACAAGAAGAACUAAAAAGAUUAAAAAAUGAAAAUGAAAUAAUUUGUGAAGAAUUAUUACACAAUAAAAAUAUAGACGGACAACACAAAGAAAGGAUAGACAAAAUAAUCUCACUAGUAAAUAGAAAGACAUUAACAGAACAAUUGAAUGAAGAAUUACAAGAAGAAAACCAUAGA
Molecule: messenger RNA, 405 nt
Organism: Acaulospora colombiana
Lineage: Eukaryota; Fungi; Glomeromycota; Glomeromycetes; Diversisporales; Acaulosporaceae
Source: the annotation of a GenBank genome assembly